Molecule: messenger RNA, 11223 nt
Organism: Diabrotica virgifera virgifera (western corn rootworm)
Lineage: Eukaryota; Metazoa; Arthropoda; Insecta; Coleoptera; Chrysomelidae
Gene: rhea
Product: talin-2
Exons: 33
Coding region: 183-8633 (2816 amino acids)
Biological process (GO): cell-cell adhesion
Cellular component (GO): plasma membrane; ruffle; focal adhesion
Molecular function (GO): structural constituent of cytoskeleton; actin filament binding; integrin binding
Source: RefSeq, a predicted model, not a curated record
UAGUCCAGCAAUUUGCCACAAGAAGUCGCUACGAGCAAUACCAGAAAAUCAGUCGAAAUCUAAAUAAUCGGGGUUGGGCGUGUUACUUUUGCAAAUCCGUGAAUUGUUAAGUGUUUUUAUUAGAUAUGUAACUUAACUAAUUACGAAUUAAGAUCAGCACAAAAGAAAAAGAUAGAACAACCAUGGCCUUAUCUCUUAGAAUUAAUAUUAUCGACGAAAACGUUACCAAAACUAUCGUUUUCGAUCCAGCGACGACUGUCCAUGAUGCCUGCCGAAUCAUUCGAGAUAAAUGUACAGAGGGUGAACAAUCUAAAGACUACGGACUCUUCCUCACUGAUGAAGAUAAUAAAACGGGGGUGUGGUUAGAGCCUGCACGGAAUUUAGAGUACUAUAUUUUAAGAAAUGGAGACCUUAUUGAGUAUAGAAAAAAACUGCGACCUCUUAGAGUUAAAAUGUUGGACGGUGCGGUAAAAACAAUGAUGGUGGACGAUUCACAAAUAAUAGCAAACCUUAUGGUCGUCAUUUGCACAAAACUGGGGAUAACGAACCACGACGAGUACUCCCUCGUUUUAGAAGACUUGGAAAAUCAAGAAAACAUCGACAACCGCAACUACGGUACCCUCACUUUAAAACGAAAGAAAGAGGAAAGAGAAAGAGACGCAAAAAUGGAACAAUUGCGUAAGAAGCUACACACUGACGAUGAGGUCAAUUGGCUCGAUCCCUCUAAAACAUUACGUGAACAGGGAAUCGAUGAAAUGCAAACGGUGUUGCUCAGGAGGAAGUUCUUCUAUUCAGAUCAGAAUAUCGACUCGAGAGAUCCUGUGCAAUUAAAUCUGCUGUAUGUACAAGCCAGAGAUGCGAUCUUGCAAGGAACUCAUCCGAUUACACAAGACAAGGCUUGCGAAUUUGCCGGGCUUCAAUGCCAAAUACAAUUUGGGGAUCAUGUAGAAUUAAAACAUAAACCUGGAUUUUUAGAUCUUAAAGAAUUUCUUCCACAAUCCUACACGAAAAUAAAAGGUAUAGAAAAGAAGAUCUUCUCCGAACACAGAAAACAACAAGGUCUUAGCGAACUAGACGCCAAAGUCAAAUACACCAAAAACGCUCGCUCUCUUCGUACCUACGGAGUAACAUUCUUCCUGGUUAAAGAAAAGAUGAAAGGAAAGAACAAGUUAGUUCCCCGUUUACUCGGUGUGACCAAAGAUUCUGUUUUGCGUCUGAACGAGCAGACGAAAGAAAUUCUGCAGACCUGGCCAUUGACGCAGGUGAGGAGAUGGGGAGCUAGUCCAAACACUUUCACCCUCGAUUUCGGUGACUACUCCGAUCAGUAUUAUUCAGUACAAACGACGGAAGCAGAGCAGAUCCAGCAGAUUAUAGCUGGGUACAUUGAUAUCAUCUUGAAGAAACAACAAGCUAAGGAUCAUUUUGGUAUCGAAGGAGACGAGGGAUCUACUAUGUUCGAAGAGAAUGUUGCUAAACAGAAAGCAACCAUUUUGCAACACGAAUCUAGUAAGAUGGGCAGAACCAGCAUUGAAUCUUUGGCCAAACCAGCAGUAAUGAGAGCCGCUGAUGCCGAGAAAACUUUUACAAUGGGUGUCAUGGGUGGUCCUCAGCAGACCACAGUAAGUGGCGCUGUCAAUGUUGGCCAUGCUCCUCCAACGACUACCAACAUGCAACAAACCAAAAUAACGAUGAUAAUAUCAGAACCACAACGUGCUCUAUUAUCAACAAUUUCCGCAACGCAAUCCAGAAUCAAAGAAUCAGAAAUCGAGCUUGAAGCCAGAGCACACGUUCCAGAAUUGGGUACAGAUCCAGCUGCAAAGAAAUGGAAGCAAGUUACUUUGGAUACCAAGAAGCAAAAUGUCGGAUCACAGAUAGCUGCCAUGAGCGCAGCUACUGCUCAAGUGGUUACGCUCACCUCUGGACCGCAAGAUGAAGUGGACCAUACUGCUGUUGGAGCUGCCAUUACAACAAUCGGUAGUAAUUUACCAGAAAUGACUAAAGAUGUCAAAAUGAUAGCAGCAUUGAUGGAUGAUGGAAGCAUGGGAGAGAAAUUGCUGGAUGCCACGAGAAAGCUCUGUUUUGCUUUUAGCGAUUUGUUGAAAGCUGCAGAACCAGAAUCGAAAGAGCCAAGACAAAAUCUGCUCAACGCUGCCUCUAGAGUUGGUGAAGCUAGCACUCAAGUUCUUGCUACCAUCGGUGAAGAUACCGUUGAAAACAAAGAAUUACAAGAUAUGCUUUUAUCUUUGGCCAAAGCUGUCGCAAACACAACUGCUGCUUUAGUUCUGAAGGCCAAAAACAUAGCUUCCACGUCUGAUGACCAACAAACACAAAACAGAGUAAUAGGUGCUGCCACCCAGUGUGCAUUGGCUACAUCGCAGCUCGUCGCUUGUGCCAAAGUUGUUGCUCCAACCAUACAUUCACCAGCUUGCCAGGAACAACUGACUACUGCUGUUCGAGAGGUAGCCAGAGCUGUCGAGAAUCUGGUUGCUGUAUGCAAUGAGUCAUGUCCAAAUGAAGAUUUGAACAAUCAGCUGAAGGUUGCAGCUGCAGACGUAACCCGCACAUUGAACGAUCUUUUAAAUCAUAUGAAAUUGGCUGGGCGUGAAAGAGUUAGAGAAACCAUUCAAGAACAUAGUGUAGAGGAGAUUUACACAGCCACUGAUAAACUAUCAGCAGCUUCUGGUGAUGCCAAUGAAAUGGUUAGACAAGCUAGGCGUCUGGGACAAGCCACAGCACAACUUAUCCAGAGUAUCAAAGGCGAAGCCGAAAAACUGCCCGACUCUGAUAUACAACGCCGUCUAUUGGCCGCCGCUAAAACUUUAGCCGAUGCUACUGCCAAGAUGGUAGAAGCUGCCAGACAGUGCGCUAGUCAUCCAACUGAAAUAGUGUACCAGGAUCAACUUAGAAAAACUGCAGAGGACCUUAGAGAUGUCACUGUUGUCGCUGCUACCACUCCAGCACUUCGUGCAAAAUUGGUCGACAGAGUUCAGAUUUGCGCCAGAAAGGCUGCAGCCUCUGCUACUCAAUGCAUCAAUGCAGCACAAGCAAGUCACCCCUACAAUACAAACGCCGUUACCAGAGAAACACUUAUCCAAGAUACUGUUGAAUUGGGCGAAACUAUACCUCUGUUAGUAGAGUCCAUCAAAGCCAAUGCUCAAAACGCUGAAGAUACUACAGGCCAGGUCGAAUUGAUGUACAUUGCAGAAGUCUUUUUGCAUCCAGCGACUCAAUUCAUACAAUCUUCUCAAUCAGCGUUACCAACUUUGACAGAACAUUCUGUUCGUGAACAACUGUCCAGUAGCACACAAAAAUUCAACUCCGAAAUAAGUGAAUUACACAGUGCCAUCAGUAGAGCUAAACCAGCUUGCCAAGGUCUAGGAAUGGACGCGGCACAACAGCUAAUAGCAGACCUUCAAGAAGAACUGAACGAAUUCGAACGAGCUGUAGAUGCUUGCAGGUUAAGACCAUUACCAAAUGACACUCCUGAAAGAGGUGCCUUACAACUGGCUGCCAGCAGCAAACUAGUCAAUCAAGGUAUUGCUCAAUUGCUGAGUGCUGCAGCUCAGGGCAACGAAAUGUAUACAUCUCAAGCUGCAAGAGACACAGCGCACAGCCUUAAAAAUCUCACGAACGCUAUUCGUAUUGUUGCUGCUACUUCGGAUAAUCCCGAAGUACAAAGAAGAGUAAUUAAUUCCGGUCAGGACGUCUUAAUUUUAUCUUCGAAACUCGUCAGCGAAGCUCAAAAGAGUUUAUCGACCGUUGGAGUUACUCCUGGUCUACAAAAAGCUGCUAAAGAUAUGUCUCAAGCUUUGAAUUCUGCCGUUAGUUGUUUGCCUGGCCAGAAGGAUGUUGAUACAUCAAUAACUAACAUUAUAGAGUGGUCGUCAAUGUUAACAACGACCAAUUUGCCACCAACAAAGAAAAGUUAUGGAGAAUUGCAGCAUGAAUUGAACACAGCUGCCGCAAACCUGAAUGAAGCUAGCUCCAGCGUUGUAGAAUCUGUUUAUAGUCCGAUACAGUUAGCGUCUACAUCUAGAGACUUUGCCUCUGCUUACCAAGACUUACUUAAUGUUACUGUGGAGAUGGCAGGACAAACUUCAGAUGUGUCAGUAAGAGGAGAAAUGGUGCAUUCAUUAAAAACGGUCUCAACUUCCUCCAGUACUCUAUUGACAACUGCCAAAGCUCUUUCGGCAGAUCCAAAUCUCCCUAAUGGUAAAAACCAACUCGCAGCUGCAGCUCGAGCUGUUACAGACAGUAUCAAUCAUCUAGUCAAUGUCUGCACGUCGGCUGCACCAGGCCAAAACGAGUGUGACAAUUCUAUCAGGCAAAUGAAGGCAAUGAAAUACUUGCUCGAGAAUCCCACUGAACCAAUUAAUGAUUCUUCUUAUUAUGAGACGCUUGAUACCGUUAUAGAGAAGAGUAAAGUGCUAGGUGAAGGUCUGACUGGUAUAACAACUAGUGCCAAAGCUUCAGAACACGAAAAGUUCACAGAUUAUGUCAAAAGUUAUAGUAAUGCUAUUUGUUCGAUGAUUGAAACCUCUGCUCAAGCUGCUUACUUGAUUGGUGUGUCAGAUCCUUCGAGCAUAGCUGGCCGCCCCGGCUUAGUAGAUCAGGCCCAAUUCGCAAGAGCUUCCCAAGCUAUUCACCAAGGAUGUGCAGCUCUUUCGUCACCAACGAGUCCCCAGAAGCAGGUCCUAGAAGCUGCUACUCUUAUCGCCAAGCACACCAGUGCCUUAUGUAAUUCUUGUAGGAUAGCCAGUUCUAAAACUACCAAUCCUGUUGCCAAGAGACAGUUCGUCCAAAGUGCCAAAGCUGUAGCUAAUAGUACAGCUGCUCUGGUGAAAGAGAUCAAAGCUCUAGACGCUGAUUAUUCCGAGGAAAAUAGAAUUAGGUGCGCCGAAGCUACAAGACCGCUGCUAGAUGCCGUUGAAAAUCUUUGCGUAUAUGCAAGCUCUAGCGAAUUCGCCACCAUCCCUGCAAAAAUACCUCCCGAAGCUCGUCAUGCCCAACAGCCCGUUGUCGAUUCUGGUCGUAAACUGAUAGACACUUCCUGUGCCGUCAUUAACGCAACAAAAAAUCUCAUUAUCAUGCCCAAGGAUCCUUCAACGUGGCAACAUUUUGCUGGUUGCUCCAAAAAUGUGUCUGAUGCAAUCAAACAGCUUGUUGUGAAUAUAAAGACUGAAGCUCCUGGAAAGUCAGAAUGCGAAGCUGCUGCUCAAAUUAUUAGCAAUCACUUGAAAACGUUGGAUGCUGCCUACAUGGAUGCAGUGUCUCAAUCUUUAGCUCCGAGAAGAGCUGCCACGCUUCCAGUUUACAGUCAACAAGUCGAAAGAUCAGCUGCUGGACUCUUCGAUACAAUUGAACCCUUAAAACACGCUGCCAAAUUUGAAGCUGAAAAUAUUGGUCACGCAAUUAACCAACUGGUACAGUACUUUGAACCAUUGGUAGAAAGUACAAUCAGUGCUGCCUCUAACCUGAACAACUCCAAACAACAGGAACAGAUCCUCGACCAAGCAAAGUCUGUAUCCGAAGCUGCGCUGAAUUUCAUCUACGCGACCAAAGAUUGUGGUGGAAAUCCAAAAGCAGUUAACAUUCAUCCGGAUAUUGAUGAAUGUGCCAACUCCAUUAGAGAUAAUCUACAAGAUCUAGUGACCAGCCUUGAAGCUAUUUCUACACAGAGUGGUAUAGUGUCUGGUGUAGUUGAUAAUCUCACAAGAGCCAUGACUCGAUUGUCGGAUAGUCGUGCUUCUCUCAUCUUAUCUGAUGGUGAUAUUGGAUUCGUUGAUUACCAAACACGAAUGGUGGACUGUGCGAAGAGUAUAGCUAAAAUCGCCGGAGAAAUUGCUAGCAAAGCUGCCACUGACCCUCAGAAGGUGGCUCAAUUAUCUGCAGAUCUUGCGCACAAAUAUGCACAACUAUCUGGCGAUAGUAUUGGAGCUGCAGCAGCUGCCACUAAUGCCGAAGUUGCAAUCAGACUAAGGGAAGUUGUUCAACAACUGGGUGGCGCCUGCGUAGAACUCGUCCAAACAGGAGGCCAGUGCUUAGUCCGAAAAGAUGACGUACUCUUGCGAGAAGUAGGAGAUUGCUCACGCAACGUAACUGAGAAAGUUUCCCGUGUUCUUGCCACAUUACAAAACGAAUCCAGAGGUACCCAAGCUUGCAUCAAUGCAGCUUCCACCGUAUCUGGUAUCAUCGGCGAUUUAGAAACUACCAUCAUGUUUGCCACUGCCGGAAAUCUCAAUCCCGAAAGCGAACAUGAAUCGUUCGCUAAUCACAGAGAGAAUAUAUUGAAGACUGCUAAGGCGUUGGUAGAGGAUACUAAGACUUUGGUAGCUGGCGCAGCUUCAUCACAAGAACAACUGGCUGUAGCUGCUCAAAAUUCUGUUGCGACCAUAGUACAAUUAGCCGAAGUAGUGAAAUUCGGAGCAGCCAGCUUAGGCGUUGACAAUCCAGAUUCCCAAGUGAUGCUUAUCAACGCAGUACGUGACGUUGCCAGUGCUCUUGGUGACUUGAUUCAAGCUACUAAGGCUGCUAGCGGCAAGCCCAUCAACGAUCCGGCCAUGGCUCAUUUAAAAGACAGCGCAAAGGUUAUGGUUACGAAUGUUACAUCAUUGCUUAAGACCGUCAAAGCAGUAGAAGAUGAACAUACCAGAGGUACCAGGGCUUUGGAAUCCACCGUAGAAGCCAUUGGACAGGAAAUGAAGGCACUAUAUUCAAGUGAAGGCUACAGACAGGGAGUUGUAGCAGAAGAGUUAAUACGCUGCACCAAAGCAUUAACGAACGCGACAGCAAAAUGUGUUGCAGCUGGUAUUAGCAACAAACAAGACGAUAUCAUUGCAGCCGCCAAUCUUUCCAGAAAGGCUAUCUCAGACAUGUUAAUAAUUUGCAAAAGUGCUGCCUACAGCUUGGCAGAAACUCCAGAAUUAAGAACAGAAACCUUGAAUGCCGGACACGAUUGCGCGAAACAAUUCAGAGAACUUCUGCUUCUUAUCUUGCGAGACAGUGGCACAACUGAAGUCAAACAAAUUUUGCCUUUGACGUCGAGAAAGAUUGCACAGAGCGUUACCGAACUGCUGAGUGUAGCAAAGAGGCUGAAAGGUUCUGAUUGGGUUGAUCCAGAAGAUCCUACAGUCAUUGCUGAGAAUGAGUUGCUUGGGGCAGCUGCUUCCAUUGACGCUGCUGCUAAGAAAUUGGCCAGUCUUAGACCUAGACAAAAUAUUAAGACUCAAGACUUGGACGAGUCGUUGAACUUCGACGAAAUGAUUCUAGAAGCCGCCAAAUCUAUCACAGCUGCAACCUCAGCACUUAUCAAGGCUGCCAGUGCUGCCCAACGUGAACUAAUAGAUGCAGGAAAGAUGUCUGGUACGCCUGUUUCAUCAUCUGACGACGGCCAGUGGUCAGAAGGUCUAAUAUCAGCCGCCAGAUUAGUUGCAGCUGCAACACACAGUCUUGUAGAGAGUGCAAAUGCUUUAGUUCAAGGACUGGGCAGUGAAGACAAGCUAAUAGCGGCCGCUAAACAAGUGGCGAGCUCUACUGCUCAACUUUUAGUCGCAUGUAAGGUAAAAGCAGAAGGUGAUACAGAAGCAACCAGAAGAUUGCACGCUGCUGGUAAUGCUGUAAUAAGAUCUACCGAUAAUUUGGUAAGGGCCGCUCAACGAGCGAAGAGUGUGGAAGAAGAAAGAUACUUAAUUUUGAAUAAGAAAAUGGUUGGUGGAAUCGCACAAGAAAUUAACGCAAGAUCUGAAGUACUGAAAAAAGAGAGGGAAUUAGAAGAAGCCCGUAACAAACUCAGUGCUAUUCGCCAAGCUAAGUACAAAUUGAAGGGAUACGACACUUCAGGUGAUGACACUGAUGGUUACAUUAGCUCAGCAGCCGAAAUGGAUUCAUCUUCAAUGAGAUACAACCAGAGCUAUGACUACCAAUCACAUUCAAGCCCUCAUCAGAGAUACUACCAAGAUAAUUAUUCCCAAUUAGAAAGCCCCGAGAAAGUUAAUUCCCUCGAACGAAACAAAAAUGCCCUAAAAUCCCAAAUAAAGGACCUGGAUACGGCGACAUACGGUUCAACCAAUACUUACGGACAGCAAGAUUAUAAUUCAUAUUUGCCGACCUCCCCCAGGUUUUACCCGAAAGACACUUACACAAGCACUCCUAGUCAUUUGAGAAGUUACGAACCUCAAAAAACAGAUUCGUAUUAUCCACCCGUAGACACAAACACGAAGUAUUACUCAGAUGGAUACUCGAGCUCUGAAUAUAUGACUAACAGUUACAAAACUCCAGAAGGCUACAAAGUGAAUACGUACAAAUACGAAAGUUAUCAAGCGCCUCCACAGCAGACGUAUUCUUCUAGCAGCGAAAAGUACUACACCAGUGCUCCAGCUGUUAUUUCUCCAAUUUCUCCCAGAGACAAAAAGACGUUCGAAACGUUCAAAAACGGUGCAGAUUCACAGUACUCGACUCAGUAUGCAACGAACGUUGAGUAUAUUAACGAACCUCCGGUAUUUCGAGACGACGAAACGCUAGAACAAAAAAUGUUAAAGAAGUCUAUUACUCAACAAAUCAUCGAGAAGAAAACCGUAUCCGUGACGAAGAGCAGUAAGGAAGAGUCAUCUACAAAGAGUUUUAGAUUUGAAUGAGUUUUAGCUAACGUACAAAGCAUAAAAGGUAGGAAUUUUAAGUAUCACACUUAAAUGAACAAGUUGAUUAUAUUUAUAUUUAAAUUUGUAUUUUUUAGCCAACGAUGACUUUUGUUCAUGUAUAAAUUUGUCAAAAUUUCUAUUUUCCUCUUAAUAUAUCUUACACUUCCUCCUAAUUGUCUGAAAAAAUCAUUAAAUGCUCUAAAUUUUACACAAUAAUCAGUAAAAAAUGUUCAGUAAUGUUAAAAAAGGAAGUAUGUACUGUAAGAUAGUCCCUCGGAAACCAAAUAAAUAACAACCGAAUAGGAACUAAUUUAUCUAGUAAAGCUACUCAAUUGCUUACCUAACCAGUUAUUUAAACUACCAGUUAAUUCACUCUCGAAUUUUGAUGGUUCCAAUUUUGCAAUCUACUCCUGAGACAAAAUUUUGAAUGCGCAAAGGACUAGGAAAAAAAUGGCGCUGUUGCAAGACUUAAAAUAUUCCAUUUUAUUGAUUUAAGAACAUGACCCUCACAUAAGAAUAUUAAUAAUAAGAAAUGGCUAAAUCUGGAUUUAAAUUUUUGGGAGAUACACCUGCACACCAAGUCAUCUAAGGCUAGGGCUCGAUAACAUGGGAAGAGUCCCACCAGAGCUCAAUCCUUUUGAUACCGUAGGUAUCUGGGAUGAGCCAAUAAGAGGGAGUGUGAGUUUUAUGGCUAAAUCUGAGAAAACAAAGUAGUAAAAUAAACCAUAGGCGUUCUUAUUUGGUUUAAAUAAAGUCAUGAGAACUUCCUCAAUUAUAACCUCAAAAAAUUCAUGAAAGUCAGAUGACGAUAACCAAGGAGCUGUCAUGCGUCUGCGCGAAGAACUAAAAUGUUUGACGCGCCGUCACCAAAAUGGAACAUGGAGAACAAAGGAUUUUCGCGGAGUGACCCUACUGAUUAUUUAGCAUUAUACUAAUCUCAAAUACAUUAGGUUUGUUCUAGCAUCAGUUUCAAGCGGUUUGAAAUCAUCAGAAGCAUGCGCAUUUGUUUGAUGGCGUUUAAGCACACAAAUUACUAGUUUGAAACUACUAGUCCAGCGUUCUAACUUUGAUUUGGAAACUAGCUUUAAACGGUCAAAAGGGUUUGCGGAUUUUGUUCUGAGUCAAUUUGUGACUUGCGAGGUGGAAUUAUUGUUUGAGGUUUAUAAAUUUUAAAUGAAAAUGAUAUGUUUUGACUGUUUGUUACUUACCAUUAUUUACGUUUAUAACAUUAAUUUUCUCACAAUAAAACACUGAAAAACGUUUGUUUUUCUAUACUUCCACAAAAUUUUGUGGAAGUAUAGAAAAACAAACGUUUUUCAGUGUUUUAUUGUGAGAUAAAAUGAACUUCCAUCAAGUAACGGUCGAAUCCAUCAAUUACAUUGAUUUUCAAUAUUUAACGUAAAUCUUGAAAAUUUGGAUAACACAAGAAAAAUAUAUUUCUAAUCUAACCUCAAAAUUAUAAAUAAAAACAAACAUGAACCAGUCUCAUUUGACGUUAGUAUUUUCUCCGAAAAAAAAGCGUUCUAGCAAAAAACAGUUUGCUACCAGUUUGUGGAUUGAACAUGCGCAGUAAAGCAGUACAAUAUCUGGUGUCAAACCAUACAAAACUACAUGCUAGAACAAACCUAUUAUCUAUUUAGUCAGAUUCCGUUUAGUCUAUUUAUCCAGUCAAACAGAUUCCGUUAUUUGUUUCGGUUUUCGUUUAUUGCAUCAGGGAUUUAUGAUGUAUUAAAAAUGUUUCUUUUUAUGUAAAAUUAUUCCUUUAUUUUAACGACUCAAAGCAUGUAUGUAUAAAGUUUGAAUGUUUCUGUGUGGAUGACGAUAGUACAAUGAAAUCAAUAGAACUGCUUAGGUUGGUGAUAUUUUCAUUGGUUAUUUUUUUCUUGGGACAUUUGAUGAUUGGUUUGGACUUGAUUUAGAAGAAUACGUACCUGCUAUAAUUUUAGAAUGCAUUGGCGGUACUACAGUGAGGCUGUACUUAACAAAAAUAUAAAUAUUUUUUAUCUAUACACACACAGGUUUAAAAAUUGAAAUUUGCAGAUAUAUACAUGAACAGAUUUUUCUUUAAACUUUUCUUGCGACACGGGUAUGUAAAAUUCAAUAGGAAGCCACUUCCUAACAUUUGCUUGGAAAUCAUUUAUAGUGUGAUAGUGUUCAGUGCACUGCCUUUUAUUUAUUGCAGUUUUUUUUGUGUUUUUAUUAAAUGUAUAUUGUUUUGUAUUUGUAAGUGACCUUACUAUGGUGCUAAUAUGUUUGCUUGUCCCAUUUACAUACUUAACCAAAAAUGAUGUAAGUGCCAAUAAUAUUGCUUAAGCUUUUAAGAAAUGUUUAUAUUUUUAAUUACUUGUACAUUAAAAUGGAUAUUGUAUUUUAAACCAAACAUCCGAAAGUGCCUAUUUUAUCGCUUUUUAUUUGUAAUUUAAGGUUUUAGGUUUUAGUAUAAAUAACAAGACUUAAUAGUGCCUGAUACUUAUUAAAUCAUGCCUUAUAUAAUUGUAUACUUUUUACAUGUUAUUAGGAUUGUUUGAUUAAAUAUUUAAUAUUGUCAUUUAGUAAUACUUGGAUGAAAUAAAACAAUUUAACAUUU